Messenger RNA from Wasmannia auropunctata (little fire ant), 2346 nucleotides. RefSeq names its product facilitated trehalose transporter Tret1-like. Gene Ontology annotation, cellular component: membrane. Gene Ontology annotation, molecular function: sugar transmembrane transporter activity. Lineage: Eukaryota; Metazoa; Arthropoda; Insecta; Hymenoptera; Formicidae. Gene Ontology annotation, biological process: transmembrane transport; carbohydrate transport. The transcript is spliced from 4 exons. The record is from RefSeq and is a predicted model, not a curated record. Bases 167 to 1627 code for a protein of 486 amino acids.
CGCUAUAAAUCGAAUUACGGCUCGUACGCGGGUAGAGUGCGAAACGGGCUGCGUGUACCAAUGCAUUGGUACUCCGCGAAUUUAAUUUCUCGCCUAUCCCUGGCUCGAGGCCGAUAAAUAAUCGCGAAACUGCCGGUGCGGUCGGGUCCGUUUAGAAAAACGUGCGAUGGAGAAGCGUGAGAAACCGCCGGAGGAGCCGGGGAAGUUGAGGCAGUUCCUUGCCGCGGUAGUCGUAAAUCAGCUGGCGCUGUCCUAUGGGAUCGUGAUGGGAUGGCCGUCGCCGUCGGCUCCGCAGCUGCAAAGUCCUUCGUCACCCGUGGGGGAUGAGCCCAUGACGGACGCCGGCGUGUCCUGGCUGACUGGCAUUUUGUGCCUGAGCGGCACCGCCAUGACCGUGGUGAUGUCGGUGAUACCGGUGGACAAGUUUAGCCGGAAGAGAUUCUGCUACGUGUUAACGUUGCCGAUAAUAAUCGCCUGGCUGCUGAUCACGUUCGCCACCGAUCACACGUACAUCUACGUGUCGCGGGCCCUGACCGGCAUUGCUGGCGGCUGCACGUUCGUCCUCCUGCCGAGCUACGUGUCGGAAAUUUCGUCCGACAGCAUCCGCGGGAUGUUGGCGACUAUCCUGGUAUUUUCCGUGAACUUCGGAAUACUGGUGGCUUACAUCCUGGGUGGCGUAAUGUCCUUCCGCGCCCUACCCGUGGCCGUUAUAGCGUUAAUUGUUUUGUUCCUCAUCACCUUCAUCUUCCUGCCGGAGUCGCCGGUCUACCUGGUGCGGCAAAAUCGUAUGCACGAAGCGAUUAGAUCAUUGAAGUGGUUGAAAGCUGGGAACAGUCAGGCAGCGGAACGUGAGCUGUCGCACAUACAGUUGCAAAUCAAGGAGACCGCGUCUAUGAAAUCCGCCAAGUAUUCGGAUUUGUUUAGAGACAGAGCGACGAUCAAAGGACUGAUAAUCGUUCUGGGUUUGUACGUCGGCCAACAAUUUUGCGGGAUCUUUGCGAUGAUCAGCAACACAGAGACUAUCUUCAAAAUGUCGGGCAGUUCGUUAUCACCGAACGCGUCGUCCAUCAUCGUAGCGACCAUGCAGAUUCUCGGCUCGGUAGUGGCGAUGUUCCUGGUGGAGCGUGCGGGCAGACGGCUCCUGAUCCUCCUGUCCUGCGUGGGUAUGUGCGUGUGCCACUGCGUAAUAGGCACAUUCUGUUACCUUCAGACCCUCCAAUACGACGUGUCCGCCUAUUCGUGGAUACCGGUGGUGGCACUGUCCACCUUCAUACUGGUAUAUUCCUUCGGUAUGGGCAACGGACCCGUCGUGGUGAUGUCCGAGAUAUUCAGCCGUGACGUGGCCAGCCUGGCCUCGGCCGUGUCUCUCAUUGCCAGCUGGGGAAGCGCCUUCGUCAUGACAAAGGGCUUCACCGAUCUCGUCGCUCUGCUAGACAUGCACGGCUGCUUCUACCUCCUCGCCACCUUCUGCGUGUCCAAUUUCGUGUUCUACUUCAUGCUGCUGCCGGAGACGAAAGGACGAAGGCGCGAGGACAUUGUGGAUGAACUUAAUGGCGCGCGGUGUAAAAAUAAGGACAGUGUUAAGCAUGUCAUUGGGACGGAUUCAGUGCAUGCGGCGUAUGUGUGAAAGUGUUACUUCCAAGGGACUACGUCUCUCCGCGGGAUCCGAACUAGAAAUACUAACGAAAACUAUUAAUACUAGCGAAAACACUUUCAUUAUUUAAGUUCUUUUUGUUGACAUUGUUCAUCCUGUAUAUAGCUUUAGAAAGAAGUUUACGUGUUGUCGGUUUCUUAAGAAUCACUUCCUUUACGCUGAUAUGUGCAAUACUCGCAAGUUUUAGUCCUUACAUUCCAUUCAUAUCGUUACAUUUAUUCAUUAAUCAAAAUUUAAAAUAGUUGCUCAAGUGUUAUGCUUAAAAGUAUUACGCUUUAUUAAAAAAUAUGACUCAAUGUAUUGCGAAAACAAAAUGAUUAAUUAAAUAUAAUAAUUAAAUAUAUUAAAAUCAUUUUGUUUAGAUAAAAAGGAGACGAGUUUCGCGUCAUUUACUUUAACUGGUUGAACUGUUGCCUGAAAUUUUAUUUUAUUAACAUGAAACUACUUAUCGCGGAAAAUGCGUAAAUUUUUGUAAUCUCAUAUAUUAUCAGGCAAGUGUGUCUCAUAGCACACAAAAUGCUAAUUUCAAGGAUUGACGUGAUAUAUGGCACGACAAAUAUGACAAAACUGAUAAUAUUAACGAUGUCAAUAAUAUUCAAACGAUGAUAUAAACGAGAAUGUGUAUAAAUAUUCACUAAUUCGUUGGUUUUAAUAACAAAAUUAUUAUUAUAGAUAAGAACAAAGAUUGUAUA